UUUGUUCUUAUCUGGCACGGCUGGUCAAAAGCGGAGUGAAUACGUUACCCUGUCCACCAGUUUAUAAGUCAUCCCCUUAAACCUCACCGGAGAAGAAGAGAGGGAGCGGAGGAGAGGGGGCCAAGAGAUGAACCAGGAGGGAAGAGAGAGAGAAGCAACAGGAGAACAAACAGAGGAGUGAAAAGAACAAAAAAAAAGUGAAAGAAAGCUUUGGGUCUUUUUUCCAGUGUUACUGCAACAUAUUUACCACGAUUACAGCGGUGUGAUCCAGCAGCUGCUGAGAUGUGGAUGGAAACCAAAACAGAGGUGGGGGAGGCCAGCAGGAGUCGUGCCAGCUUCAGCCGGCGUGCGUUGAACGCUCUGCUGUUGUGCACUGGGGACAUGAAGCACUUGGAUGAGUACAUGCAGGAUAAGUUAUUUGUGCUGCAGCUGGCAGUGUGGGGCCUGAGAGGGGUGGCCAGGGUGAUUCUAGCAAACAACCCGCUGAGUGGUGUUCUCAUCCUGGCUGCACUGUACUGGGCUUCCCCCUGGCAGGGCCUGCUGGGAACUGUGGGUGUUCUGGUCUCUACGCUAACAGCUAUUAUCAUGGGACAAGACAGUGCUGAGGUGUCAGGGGGUCUCCAUGGCUUUAACGGCAUGUUGGUGUCUCUGCUGAUGGGAGCGUUUAGUUCGGCUGGUGACUGGUACUGGUGGCUGCUGCUGCCUGUCUGCUUGGGGUCAGCUACAUGUGUCUUUCUGUUCAGUGGUCUCUCCUCAGUGAUGGACCGCUGGGACUUGCCCGUCGCCGUGUUUCCCUUCAACAUCAUCAUCUUCCUCUACCUCCUCUGUACCGGCCAAGACAAUCCCUACUUUCCACACCGACAAGCUCUGCCACCAGGGGCACUGGAGCCUAAUGGCACUGCGCUCAUUGCAGUAGAGGUGAUACGUGGUAUCCCUCUGGGUGUGGGUCAGAUCUUCGCCUGUGGAGCCCUGGGGCCCUCCCUACUUAUCCUGGGAGCCGUUCUGCUCUACUCCCCCCUGCUGGCCGUCCAUGCUCUGCUUGGAUCAGCAGUUGGCACAUUGGCUGGUCUAUCCAUGGCGGUGCGUCAUGGCUCUCUGUACUCAGGUCUGUCAGGGUUUAAUGGAGCUCUGGGCUGCAUGGCUGUUGGAGGACUCUUCUUCACCUUCAGCUGGAGGACCCACCUCUUUGCCAUUGCCAGCGCCUUCCUCUCUGCAUAUGCUGACAUCGCUCUAUGCAAUCUACUGGGAACUGUGGGUCUCCCAGCAUGCAGUUGGGCAGGCACUCUGACAGCCACACUGAUGCUGCUGAUGACUGGUAGUUUAGCAGCACACCGCAUUCCUAUUGGUCAAGUUAUGGCCCCUGAACACAACCUGCGCUCUCGCAGCCAGUGGGCAGCUGGGAACACCGCAGAAAGAGAAAGCACUGAUGUGUAGUGCUAGGACACACACACACACACACACACACACACACACACACACACACACACACACACACACACACACACACACACAGAGUACUGUAUCAGUACUCGUUGGAUGAGCUGGACCAAACAUAUAUACAUUUUGAUUAUAAGUAUAUUAUAAAUGGAUUCAUAGACAUACAAUGUUACCAUGUCCUUACAUUGUAAAAAAAAAAGAAGAAAAAAAGUAAAUUAAACACUUUGAUGAAGCCCUGACUCUACAUUUUGUUCACCAGGUGGCAGUGUAUUUUCAGCAAUAAAAUGUUAAGUGUAUAUGAAGUAUCUCAGUUGUUAUGCAAGCCUUUGUAUUCAGACCCAACAAAUGUUUUGUCCACGUUUAUGCCACUUGUGUAAUUACAAUACAUGUAUUUUAAUAGUGUAUCGUAUUUGAGACACAAAAAAGCCAAAAAACAACCAAGUUAAAGGGAAAGAAAACAUCUUUUAAUUGCCAUGAAAUCAACAAGUCAGUUCCAUAAAAUCAUUCAUUGUUAAAAUGACAGUUUUAUUGUUAUCAAUAAAAACACAUAAUGAAUUCUACA
Molecule: messenger RNA, 1999 nt
Organism: Seriola aureovittata
Lineage: Eukaryota; Metazoa; Chordata; Actinopteri; Carangiformes; Carangidae
Product: urea transporter 2
Exons: 8
Coding region: 283-1434 (383 amino acids)
Biological process (GO): urea transmembrane transport
Cellular component (GO): membrane
Molecular function (GO): urea transmembrane transporter activity
Source: RefSeq, a predicted model, not a curated record